AUAUGUAGCGGUGGCUUUUAACACAGCUCUUGUAAGCAACCAGAGACGGACGCUUAAGAGGAGCCCGAUGUGUUCGUUGACUACGCUAUAGUUUGAAAGCUGUGAGAAAGUGUGUGCCACUAACGCUUAGAGGCAACUUCAGCGUUGCACCUACAAACGAGAACUUGUGUGCUUAGAGUCUUCGGAGACAUAUAUAACCAUGCUUACCACGUUCGUCGCGUUCUUCGCGCUGGCGGCGACGCUUCUGUUUUGGUGGCUGCGAAGGACGUUCACCUUUUGGAAGGACAAGGGAAUAGCGCACCUUUCCUUUUCUCAGUACAUGCGCUUCCUCUACGAUCUUUACACUAAGCCCGUGAACAAAGUGAUCAUCAGUUCCUACACCCAUUACGGCCGUGUUUACGGCUCCUACCAAGGAAUAGCACCAACUCUUGUGGUUGGAGAUCCAGACAUCUUGCGCGAAGUGAUGGUCACCAAAUUCAAGAACUUCCCGGACAGAUCGUUAGCUCAGAGCGUGGGAACCGAAGUUUGGAAGAAGUCCAUCAUGAACGUGUCCGGUGAGGAAUGGAAGAAAGCACGAACGAUCUUUACUCCUGCGCUCACCGCCACCAGGUUGAAGACGAUCUUGAAGAAGGCGAAAAGCGUUCUUAGAAAGAUGACGUCACGAGUCAAGGAUGCGGCAGCUCAGAAUAAGCCCGUGGACUCCAGUGGGCUCGCCACACAUACGGCACUCGACAUCACGGCUGCUUUGAACUACAGUAUUGAUAUCGACAGCGAGAAUGACACCAACCAUCCUAUCUUAAAAUCUCUUGAGGGUAUUUAUAUGAAUGCCGGUGGCUGGAGAGCAGUGAUGUUAUUUCUCAUGCCAAGUUUAUGCAAGAUUCUGAAACCUGAUUAUCCUCCGAAGUCAUCCACUGAUUUGUUCAAGGCGUUCGUCUCGCUGUUGAUUGAAGAUCGGAAGUCGAAGAACAAGGUAGAAGACGACUUCCUUCAAAUCUUUAUGGACGCUGACUACAGCUGGGAAGAUAAUUCACAGAAAAAGCCCGAGAACGCUACAGCAAGCAAAAUGUCACUGGAAGAAAUUACUGCCCAGGGUUUGGUAUUCUUCGUUGCCGGCGUGGAGACAGUCUCGACGGCGCUAAGUACUACAGCUUACUACCUCGCCCUCAAUCCCGAAUGCCAAGACAGAGUCAUUGCGGAAGUAGACAAGGCACUCUCAGAGGGAGAAGUCACUUACGAUUCUCUGCAGGAGAUGCCUUAUCUCGAAGCUUGCUUCAAGGAGGCGUUGAGACUUUGCACUCCCGACUCGAUAACCAUGCGUCUCUGCAAGGAAGAAACUACAGUGGCUGGCAUCCACUUCAAGCCAGGAAUGAGCGUCGACAUUCCCUUGGCUGGAAUCCACCACGAUCCGGAAUACUUUCCUGAACCGGAGAAUUUCAAUCCAGACAGGUUCAUGCCAGAGAACAAGGACGCCAUAAGGCCGUUCACCUACCUGCCUUUCGGAGCCGGUCCACGUAACUGUGUCGGCAUGCGUCUCGCUAUGAUCCAAGCCAAGACAACUCUCGCUUCUCUGCUUCAGCACGUUAGGUUUGAGACGUGCCCUGAAACAAUGAUUCCGCUGAAGUUGAAACCGGCACAAGUGUCUCCUUUUUUCGACGGUCCAUUGUUUCUGCGGCCAGUCACCCGUCAGCCCUCGGCAAACAACGUUUCAGGAUGAUCUCGAAUGUGUUUUGCACAAAAAGCGUGAUUUCUCCUUGUUUACUGAAAAGAAGAAUACAUCGCACGUCGAAACACCCUUAAGUGAUUUUCUUUGCUUUGAUAUGCUCAUGAGGAGUGUGUGUCAAAAGAACCUAUCUGUGUAGAAUACAAGGAGACUCACGCGCCGCAAACGCGACCUUGCGCUGUCUUUUUUUUAUAUAUAUAGGGAGCUUUGAGCAGUUCUCGCAAUAUUCGCUCUCCGCUCUUGCCCAGAAUCACAGCAUGCGAUAUGCAUGCCCGGAAGCACGCAUCUGCAGUCUCAAGAAACAAAAAAAAAAAACGUUUGAUUGCAAAUAGAAACGAUUUGUGCAGAAUAAUUCUCUGUUCGUGCUUAUAAAUCUAAGUCAGAAAUGAAGCACUUAUUGAAAGGAAUUGUUUUCGUAAUAUACAGAAAAGUAACCAAAGGUCUGCUUCACAAAUUGUUGGCACUUAGCCCUGUGUGCUUGUUCUAUACAAGCCCCUGACGUUUUCCGCUACCUUUGUAAUAGUUAUGAGCUGUUCUCUAAAAAAUUGCGCACCGUAAAUAUGGCGCACUUUAGCACCUUCAUGGAGCAUUCGUGAAUAUUUAGGUCAUGAAUCAACAAGACUAUAUUGAGGACCAGAUCGUUAGAAAAACGCAAGAGGAACCAGGCUAUCUACUGUGGCUUGAAUGAUGUUUUGAUUUCUGAUUAUGUGGCGCAGUUGUCGAUAACACCUAACUAAUUCAUUUUCUUUUAAUAGGGACCUUUAUUCCUUUAUUUAACAAUCCCCCGAGCUGCAGUUUUCGACAAAUCCUCUGAAGACGUUGUUCGAGGCUCAGAUUAUUUCGGUAGUGAACUAUUUGGAAAAUAGCUUGCCACCACGUUGUACUGGAUUGAAUAAAGUAUGCCCACGAGAAGUGAGCUCCUUUGUGUAUAGAAAGCUGAUUUCGUUUACAAUAGGAGUGAGAUCGCCCCUAUAUGUAUAUAUCAUACACUGAAAUACUUAUAUCACAAUAUUUGUUUCU
This is a messenger RNA of Dermacentor albipictus, 2740 nucleotides long. Its product is annotated as cytochrome P450 3A41-like. Gene Ontology annotation, molecular function: oxidoreductase activity, acting on paired donors, with incorporation or reduction of molecular oxygen; monooxygenase activity; iron ion binding. NCBI's taxonomy places the organism in Eukaryota, Metazoa, Arthropoda, Arachnida, Ixodida, Ixodidae. The record is from RefSeq and is a predicted model, not a curated record.